Messenger RNA from Verruconis gallopava, 1602 nucleotides. RefSeq lists its product as uncharacterized. Bases 1 to 1602 code for a protein of 533 amino acids. The record is from RefSeq and is a predicted model, not a curated record. NCBI's taxonomy places the organism in Eukaryota, Fungi, Ascomycota, Dothideomycetes, Venturiales, Sympoventuriaceae. The transcript has a single exon.
AUGGAUCUCGCACCUCUCACUGACGCGCACGCCCAUGCCCGCAAGGCCGCAGCGCUUUCGCAGAGCCCAAACCUCACCGGGGCAAGAGAAGAGCAUGAACUUGCUGCGCAGGACUUUGCAAAGGCAAAAUAUGGCGUGGAGGACUCAGAAGCCCUUCGCAUCCUUGACUUGCUCGAACAGCAUCACCGCCAGCUCGCCGAAAUCAUCAAGUCGCACUCUUCUCCUCCGAAGACUGCCGCCCAAGCUUCUACGUCUGAUAGGGAUGGCGAUGCGAGCAAGGACAAGACGCCGGUCUUAGCAGCCGCCAAAUCCGCGGAAAAGGAGCUGCACGUUCCGAAACUCGUCGCGCGAACCUCGACAUCGCCUGUGCGGACUCGACGUCUACACAGAGAAACCUCGUCGUCGAUCGCGGACAAUCUGGCUAGGCAGCGCAGAGGCCUGCCGGCAAAUCCAGAGCUGUCCACGCUGCAGGCAGGAGGCAGGAUCCUGAGUCACAUCGAGAGGCCAGGUUACAACAGCACCCGGCAGAGGUCUCCAGAGAGCACGCGGACUCUGCCGACAGUAACGGAAGACCGCGCUGACGGGGCUCCCGCUGCGGAUGCAAAGCCUCAAAAGCCAAGCGAAGACUCGUUUUCGCGCUUUUACAGCACGUUUGGUGGCCUGUUUGAGAAGUUGUCUGGACCUCUCGCUUUCGCAGGUCUCCCUCUUACACCAGAACGGGACACAAAUGAUGCUCCGUCGCAGCAGUUGCAGCAAAAGAAGGGCGAAAAGGACAAAGCAAAGGACAAGGUACGAGCUAGCUCGUCCGACGAGCCGGACUUGACCAAGAUCUACUCCGCGGCUACCUUAAAAGCCAUACGUGAAAACGUCGGUCCCUCCUUUGGUCCGCAAGAAUCCUUCUAUCUAGUUCCCCCAACAGGCGGCACCGUCUCUUAUGCGGGCAUGGUCAGCGGGGUGCGAGGAUCGAACAUGCCAGAAACUAUGAACGAGGAUGACGACGAGUUUGUCGAUGCAAAAGAGAGCAUGGGUCCUCCGUCGCCAAUAUCGCUACGGAACAGCGGUAGAAAAGGCGUGUCUCCGGUCACCUCACGCGAUGGGCGAAGACCAAACUCUGCGUUGCCAACGGCAAGCGGAAAAACGCCAGAAGAACUAGAACUCGAGAUCACGGUGCUCAAACAGCUUCUCGACACCCAGGCCAAACGUCUGCAAAUGUGGGAGAUGUCCUCCCAAUCCCAGUCGAUGGCCUUGCAGCAGAGCAUGCGCGCCGUUCGGCAGCGCCCAGAUCUGCCCAGCGUGGGCACCGACCCUUCCACUCUGGAGAAGAUGGCCAGUCGCGCUGACGAAGAGCGCAUACGGCAGCUGGAGGCGUUGUUGAAGACUGAGAGAGAGGAGAAGCAGGCGCUGGAGGCACGGAACAGCAAGAUCGAGAGCGAAAACAGGAGGUUGACGACGACCGUGGGCCGCUAUCGAGACAAGUGGGAGCAGCUGAAGGCUGGGGCACGAAAAAGGGAAGACGACAAAAGAAGGAGGCAGAAUGACGCUUCCAGCGUCGCGGGGAUGAGGGAGAGUAAGGAUGAAGAAGACGCAGCAGGGAAUGCGUGA